Messenger RNA from Dermochelys coriacea (leatherback sea turtle), 8328 nucleotides. It is a transcript of the gene RALGAPA2, whose product is annotated as Ral GTPase activating protein catalytic subunit alpha 2. Gene Ontology annotation, biological process: positive regulation of GTPase activity; regulation of small GTPase mediated signal transduction. The transcript is spliced from 40 exons. The record is from RefSeq and is a predicted model, not a curated record. The coding region runs from base 28 to 5931 and encodes 1967 amino acids. Gene Ontology annotation, molecular function: GTPase activator activity. Lineage: Eukaryota; Metazoa; Chordata; Testudines; Dermochelyidae. Gene Ontology annotation, cellular component: nucleus; cytoplasm.
CUCCCUUCCUGGGUCUCCCCCUGCGGGAUGUUCUCCAGAAGGAGCCAUGCCGAUGUCAAGAAAUCUACACAGAAAGCUCUGGACCCAAAGAAGGACGUCCUGACCCGCCUCAAGCACCUCAAAGCGCUGCUGGAUAUUGUCGAUGGAAGUGACCUGAAGCAAUUUUUUGAGAUCAACUAUUCUCAAAUCUAUUUUAUCUUCUAUGAAAAUUUCAUAACACUGGAAAAUAACUUGAAACAAAAAGGGAAUAAAUCACAAAGGGAGGAGCUGGACUCCAUUCUGUUUCUUUUUGAAAAAAUAUUACAACUGCUACCUGAGAGGAUAUUUUAUCGAUGGCAUUUCCACAGUAUAGGGUCAGUUUUGAAGAAGCUUUUGCACACUGGAAACUCUAUUAAGAUAAGACGUGAAGGAAUCCGACUGUUUCUUCUUUGGCUUCAGGCACUUCAGACAAACUCCACAGAGGAGCAAGUGUUAAUUUUUGCUUGCCUAGUGCCUGGUUUUCCAGUGAUCAUGUCAUCAAGAGGUCCCUGUACACUGGAUACACUCAUUAGCCCUACUCCUAAUUUGCCUGAUGCAAAGAUUUAUCCUGAAGAGAUAACCCCACUUCUGCCAGCUGUCUCUGGUGAAAAGGUUGCUGAGGACCAAACCUGCUAUUUUCUUCAGAUAUUGUUAAAGUAUAUGGUAAUCCAGGCUGCAAGCUUAGAGUGGAAGAAUAAGGAGAACCAAGACACUGGUUUUAAGUUUCUCUUCGCCUUGUUUAGAAAGUAUUAUCUUCCUCACUUGUUUCCAUCUUUUACAAAACUAACCAGCCUCUACAAACCUGUCCUUGAUAUUCCUGACUUGAGGCCAAAACCAGCAUACAUUACUGCAACUCGGAAUAAUGAGAACAUCUACAGCACAAAAAUCCCAUUCAUGGCUGCUCGUGUUGUUUUUAUUAAAUGGCUCGUAACCUUCUUUCUCGAAAAGAAGUACUUAACUUCAGAGCAGAAUACUAAAAAUGGAGGAGAAAUGCUGCCUAAAAUCAUUCAGACUGUUGGUGGUACAACUCAAGAUAAAAACCCCGAGUUGGAAACUAGUGUGCUAUCAGAGCAAGAGAAAAAUCAUUCCAAUAGCAGCACUUUGUCUGAUAGGCGACUCAGUAACUCUAGCCUUUGCAGCAUUGAAGAACAACAUCGGACAGUGUAUGAUAUGGUACAGAGAAUUCUGUUGUCCACUCGAGGUUACGUCAACUUUGUUAAUGAAGUAUUUCGCCAAGCUUUUUUGUUGCCAUCCUCUGAUAUAUCUGCAACACGGAAAGUGGUUAAGGUAUAUAAAAAGUGGAUAUUGCAAGACAAGCCUGUGUUCAUGGAAGAACCAGAUAAACAAGAAAAUAUUCAAGAUAAUGUGUCCAACUUGGAACAUACAGAGACAGAUUGCAAACAUCUUGCCUCUGGUCAUUCUGGACAUAAAAGAUCUUCCAGUUGGGGAAGAACUUACUCCUUCUCUAAUGCUGUUAGCAGAGGAUGUAUACUAGAAGACGAAGAUAAGAACAUUAAGGCUGGUGCUCAGGCUGCAUUACAGGUGUUUUUGACAAACUCUGCAAAUGUUUUUUUAUUGGAACCAUGUGCUGAGGUCCCUGCUCUCCUGAAGGAACAAGUUGAUGCUUGCAAAGCAGUUUUGAGUAUAUUUAGGCACAUGAUAAUGGAACUUUCAAUGAAUAAAAAGACAUGGGAACAGAUGUUACAAAUACUCCUGCGAAUAACAGAAGGUGUCAUGCAGAAGCCAAAGGAUAACCAAGUAAAGGACAUGUUUGCUCAAAGCUUGGCAGGAUUACUUUUCAGGACUCUUAUUGUGGCUUGGAUCCGAGCAAAUCUGAGUGUUUACAUUUCUCGAGAACUCUGGGAUGAGCUGCUGAGCAUACUGUCUUCCCUUACUGACUGGGAGGAGCUGAUAACUGAAUGGGCCAACAUCAUGGAUUCUCUAACGGUCGUGUUAGCAAGAAUGGUGUAUGGAGUUGAAAUGACAAACUUACCACUGGAUAAACUAAGUGAGCAAAAGGAAAAAAAACAAAGAGGCAAAGGUGGCAUCUCAGAUCCUCAAAAGACAACUACAAUGGGACGAUCAUUUUCAUUAAGCUGGAGAAGUCAUCCUGAAGUUGCAGAACCAAUGAGAUUCAGGAGUGCUACUACCUCUGGAGCACCAGGAGUUGAGAAAGCAAGAAACAUAGUCCGACAAAGAGCAACAGCUAAGCGAAGCCAGUCUAUCAGCAACUGUGUUCAUCUUUAUGAGGCUUUGCCAGCCACUAAAAGUGUACCUCUUCUGCUUCACACUGUGAGCUCUCUCUUACCUGGUAUCUCUUACACUUCUUGCUCUCACAGACUUUCAGAAGUUGAAGAAGCUCAGCAAUCGGAAAAUACAACAGGACCAGAGUCGAGUGGCCUCUUUGCAGACCAGGACCAACAACUAACUCGAAGCAGUAGCACUUCAGACAUUAUAGACCAAUUUAGUUCUGAUUUUUUUCAAGAUAAAAAGACUGAGAGUUCGCAGAAUUUAAAUUGUGUGGAUUCCAAAUCCAUUCAAGACAAGAAAGGAUAUAUGAAGAAAGAAAAUGAAGCCCAACACGUUUUAAUACGAAGGAGCAGCAGUCCAGCUGAAUUAGAUUUGAAAGCAGACUUGCAGCAGUCGCAUGGAAAUCACAGAGAAAGAGAAAUGAGUGAAAGUAUUAGCAGUGACACGUUCAUUGGCUACAAUAAUGAAGUAGAGAUCACCCUGGUCCCCUGGCAAACAUGUGAAGAAGAACAUGAAGUUAAUAUACCAACUGAUGUUUGUGUAGAUGCAGAUGCACGUCAUUGGCUGCAACUUAGUCCUUCAGAUGCUGCAAAUUUAACAGACAGCAGCGAGUUCCUUGCUGAUGACUGCAGUAUAAUUGCUGGUGGAAACCUCAUAGGUUGGCAUCCUGAUUCAGCUGCUGUAUUAUGGAGAAGGAUCUUGGGAAUUCUUGGAGAUGUGAAUAAUAUCCAGUCUCCUAAAAUCCAUGCCAAAGUUUUUGGGUACCUCUAUGAACUAUGGUACAAACUGGCAAAGAUAAGGGACAAUCUUGCUAUAAGUUUGGACAACCAGUCUACACCCUCUCCUCCUGUUUUAAUUCCACCUCUCAGAAUAUUUGCAUCAUGGUUGUUCAAGGCAACAACCUUGCCAAAUGAAUAUAAAGAAGGCAAACUUCAAGCAUACAGGUUGAUCUGUGCUAUGAUGACUAGGCGCCAAGAUGUUUUGCCAAAUUCUGAUUUCCUAGUGCAUUUUUAUCUCGUGAUGCACAUUGGCUUAACUAGUGAAGAUCAGGAUAUUUUAAAUACCAUCAUAAAACACUGCCCAUCUUGCUUUUUCUUCUUGGGUUUACCUGGUUUUACAAUGCUGAUAGGAGACUUCAUCACAGCUGCAGCCAGAAUCCUUAGUACAGACAUGUUGGAGGCCCCUCGCUCAGAAGCUCAUACCAUUCUUGGUUCUCUUGUUUGCUUUCCAAAUAUCUACCAAGAAAUCCCUCUAUUACAACCCAUCAGUGAAGCUGAUGAAAUCAUCGCAGGAGCUGCAGAUGUCAAAUGUUACCUCAUAAAUAUUCUAUUGAAGAAUGCCACAGAUGAGCCCAGUGAAACUGCAAGGUGUAUAGCUGUUUGCUGCCUUGGAGUUUGGAUAUGUGAAGAACUAGUACAGUGCACAAACCAUCCUCAAGUGAGGGAUGCAAUAAAUGUUAUAGGUGUAACACUAAAGUUUUCUAAUAAACUGGUAGCUCAGAUAGCCUGUGAUGUUCUUCAACUGCUAGUUUCUUAUUGGGAAAAGCUUCAGAAGUAUGAAUCCUCUCUAUCCAGGAAAAUUACUGAAAUUCUUGUGGCCACCAUUGCAUUUCUUUUGCCAAGUGCUGAAUACUCCUCUGUAGAAACAGAUAAAAAGUUUAUAGUUUCAUUAUUACUUUGCUUGUUGGAUUGGUGCAUGGCACUACCAAUGAAAACCUUACUAGAGCCAGUAUCUACUGUUCUGGAAGAUCAACAUUCCUCCAAAGCUCCCUUACUGGAUUACAUAUAUAGAGUGUUGCACUGUUGUGUUUAUGGCUCAAGCACAUAUACGCAGCAAAGCCAUUACAUAUUGAGCCUUGCAGAUCUCUCAUCUAAUGACUAUGAUCCAUUUUUGCCAUUGGGAAAUGUCAAGAAUUCUGAGCCAGCACACUCCCAUUCCACUCCAGAUUUGGGAAAUCUACUCACUGUUGUUGAGGAAAAAAAAAGAAGAAGCUUGGAAUUAAUACCUCUAACUGCACGGAUGGUUAUGACACAUCUAGUAAACCACUUAAGUCACUAUCCCCUCAGUGGAGGACCUGCCGUUCUUCACAGCCUUAUUAGUGAGAAUCAUGACAAUUUUUAUGUGGAAUCUUCUGAGCUGUCUUCAGAAGUCUUCAGAAGUCCAAACUUGCAAUUAUUUGUAUUUAAUGACAGUACUCUUAUAUCUUACCUUCAAAUUCCUGCAGAAACGACUGUGGAUACUGAGGCAGCAGGAGUCCUCUCAGAUGUAAGAGUAAUUGUCAGAGAUAUCUCAGGGAAAUAUUCUUGGGAUGGCACGAUAUUAUACGGACCUUUGGAAGGCUGUCUAGCACGUCAGACUGGAAAUAAUUCAUUUGUGGUUUCGGGCAGUCAUGAAGGGCAAUUUGAGGCCCAGACAGACUUUUCUCAAACAGAAGAAGGAGAGGAUGCUCUUAACGAAUUGCUAGAAAAGAUUGGUAACACUAGUCCUGAAUGCCUUUUACAUCCUCAGCUAAAAUUAAAUGAGCCAUCACCACCACCAUUUGGUAUGAACCAUGAUCAAGAGAAUGAGAUCAUAGAAUCCAUAAUAAGGCAGAGUGCCCAAGAAAAAGAGCAUGUACGUAAAUGCAGUUCUGAUCUUGCUAUGAAAGUAGAGAGUGAAGAAGAACCAAGUUCUGCUGAACCACAAGCACCAUUUUAUUUCUGUAGGCUGUUGCUAAAUGACUUAGGAAUGAAUUCUUGGGAUAGAAGAAAAAGCUUUCAUCUACUUAAGAAAAAUUCUAAAUUAUUGAGAGAGUUGAAAAAUCUGGACUCCCGUCAAUGCCGUGAAACUCACAAGAUUGCAGUGUUUUACAUUGCAGAAGGACAAGAGGACAAAUGCUCAAUAUUGUCCAAUGCAAGAGGAAGUCAACCAUAUGAAGAUUUUGUUGCUGGAUUGGGCUGGGAGGUUGAUCUUUCAACACAUUGUGGAUUUAUGGGUGGUCUGCAACGUAAUGGCAGCACAGGACAAACAGCACCGUAUUAUGCUACCUCUACUGUGGAAGUCAUUUUUCAUGUGUCCACAAGAAUGCCGUCAGAUUCCGAUGAUUCACUGACCAAAAAGCUUCGUCACUUGGGAAAUGAUGAGGUUCACAUCGUCUGGUCUGAGCACACCAGGAACUACCGCAGGGGUAUUAUACCAACAGAUUUUGGAGAUGUUUUAAUUAUUAUUUAUCCAAUGAAGAAUCGCAUGUUUUUCGUAGAGAUAAUGAAGAAACCAGAGGUGCCAUUUUUUGGUCCUCUCUUUGAUGGAGCAAUUGUGACUGCAAAACUGCUGCCAAACCUUAUAUGUGCCACAUGCAUCAAUGCCAGCAGGGCUGUGAAAUCUCUCAUACCCCUCUACCAGAGCUUUUAUGAGGAAAGAGCUCUGUAUCUUGAAGCAAUAAUCCAGAAUCACAAAGAGGUAAUGACAUUUGAGGAUUUUGCAGCUCAGGUCUUUUCUCCCUCUCCUAGUUACUCCCUCAGUGGAACUGGCUGUCUCGCUACGAGUGCAAGUGCUGAUCUUACUGUAACCACAGGAAUAGAGUUAGCAGAGCAGACCUCUCCAACGCUACCCAAUGCCAUGAAAAACAAAGCCUCUGGGAAACUUCGGCGUUCUGCUAGUGCUCUCAGCAAAUCUUCAAAUUAAAGCACUUUGGAAGGGGAAGCCUAUUCAAGGGAAUUAGAAGAAAAAAAUCAGAAUAAAAUCAUUUACUGUAUCACUAGAACAUUGCUACAUGCUUUGGAUGAGCACAUAAGGAAGUGGCUUUUGCUAUAAAAUUACAGUUCCCUUGUGUGGCAAAACUUAAAUUAUUGAUGGACAGCUAUCACUUGAUUUACGUGUCAUGCAUUACACUCGAUUAUUGUUGUCACCAAAAUAACUGUCAAAACUGGAUCUUUUUCAGUGUGUGAGGCAUUUAACUGAUGUGGGGUAACUCACUUAUUUUCCCUUAGAAUCUGUAGAUGCAAGUACAGCUGUCACAGGAAGAGGAUGCAAAGCAAGUAUUGAAACCAAUUAUUUAAUUUACUUUCAUUGUGUUGAUCGUUUAAUCAUUCCAAUUAUAGUUUAACACCUGUGUGUAUAUUAGCAAAUUUUGUCUAAAUGGAAAAGAAGUUUUCAUUUAAUUAAACAUGAUGGACUUUUUCUCUUAAGUGUGGGUGAAUGACUGGGUGCUUUUCAGUAUGUCAUCAAGUGCUCCCUUCCUUUUCUGUUUUGAAUUGAUACCCCAGUACAGUUUUUGUGCAUAAAAACCAUAAGUAUCAAAUAGCUGUUUUAAGUAAUUUAUUUCAUUUCUAGGAAAGUGCUGCUAAUUGCAUAAAUCACCAAGACCUGGAUUAAAGUCACUUGGCUUAAUCUUGUCCUUUUAUUCAAGGGUGCAUGUCCCAUUCAUUUAGUAAAAUCCUGAAAUUGAGCUUGCGCUGACCCUCGCAGGAUUGGGCCCUUUGUGGGAUGCUGCAUAUUAACAUACCAGAGAGCAGAAUUAAGACCCCUGCAUUCUAUCUCUUAUUUUUGGUUAUAACCAUCACAUGCCAAUGCUGGUAAAUGUAAGGGUUUGCAGUUUUGGCAUCUGUUAACAAAGAUUCAUAAUUAUACCAUAAAAUGUAAUACAGGUUAGAGAUGUUAACCUGUACAGUUUGGUUCAAAUCAUUUAAUUAUAUCUGUCCAUUUAUUUUUUGAUAGAAAUCUUUGGACAUAGGGUCAUUUUGUCACAUUAAAUGUUGCAUGUGCUUAAUGCAUAAUGUGAGCUAAUCACUUUUUUCUGUUUGUGUGGAAAAAAUAAAAUGACCAGUGAUUUCAUUUAGAAAAGCAAAUAUUGCACAUUUGCAAUAACUACUUUUCACCCAGCUUUGUAUAACUGAGAGCCAGUACACAUCUUCAGUAGCCACACUGACAUAGCACAUCAACAGCGCAAUAAUCUGCAAAUUAAAGUAUCCCUAAUUAGUCCUAGAUAUUGUAAUAACCUUCCAAGGACACAUUACACUGUGUUCUUUUGGUGAUCUGCAUUAUUGUGCAAAUGUUUUGGAUAUAAAAAAAACCUCAGUACAAUUUCAGUGAAUAGUAGUUUUGAGGACUUAAGGGGAAAUUUUUGUACUUUUAGAAAAUUAAUAUUACCAUAAAAGCAAGGAAAAUAAGGGACACAUACUGUAACCACUUAAACACUUAAUAGAAGGUAGGGAAUUCAGAUUUAAGGCUGAAAUUCCGUCAUCAUUUAUGACUUUGUAUUGCAAAGGUCUCUAAACAGAUGUUGAUUUUCCAUAUAAUAAUGCUGUAAUACCUAGGAACAACAGGGUAUGAAAGGGUGGAGUUUCAAAACUGAAUUUCCUGACCCUUUUUUUUGUUUGGUGGAGGGACAGGGGGUAGUUGUCAGACACCUAACGUUACUGUAAGUUUGUUUUUUGACAUUUUGGCUACUAGUGUUAGUAUAUAUGUCUGAUUUUUGUAUCAUAACCCUGUAAUCUUCCUAAUCUUCCUCAGGUCUAGUUAACAUAGUCUCUGUUUGUGUUUAUUAAGCUGGAUGCACACCUGAAAAACUUAAUGCGACUUCUUACCUGAACUGAAGGGGAGCUACUUUAAGUAAAGCUCAAUGCACCGUUGGGUCGCCAUUUUUAUUUGGGCUUUUUGUUAUUGCACUCAGUUUCUGUGUAUACAUUAAGUGAAUGUUUAUUUUCACGUUCACAGUGAUCUGUGCUCAUUCUCUGUAAAUAAUGAAUGCUAUUUGAUAAAUCUUUACAGUAAUAAGUUAUAGCUUGGCAUUUUGUUAUUGACUUUAUGUAUUAGUUUAUUUGGUUCUAGUGGUAACCAGUUUAUCAGGAAAAAUUAAAAUGGGAUGCACUCAUUAUCCAGAGCAGAAACUAGAAAUUGUUACUUGUGAUGUUAGUACAUAGUCUACACUAGCUAGCAUGUACAGGUAAAUGCCGCCAGCCUCCUGGCACAGAGCAUAAUUGAAUUGCUGACAUUUCUGAUUGCCAUUUGACUUUCUGUUCAAACCUUUUUCUUUGCAUCUUUUUGAUUGUGUGUCUAUAAAAUAAGUUAGAAAAAAAUGUG